Messenger RNA from Racocetra fulgida, 1197 nucleotides. Lineage: Eukaryota; Fungi; Glomeromycota; Glomeromycetes; Diversisporales; Gigasporaceae. The record is from the annotation of a GenBank genome assembly.
AUGGCCACAUUAAGAACACUUUCCCUUAAAUCACCGUUAUUUUUAUCUAUCAUUAAACCCUUAAUAUACAUUUUAUUUCUUUUUAUUGGUACUGGAUUUUGUCACGUGAUUGAACAUACCGAAGAUGUGGCACCCAUAGUACAAUUUCCAAAAUCACACACUUGCGGGGUUAGUAAAUCCACUCAAUUAAAUAAGUUUUUUCAAGGUCAAACAAUCGAUGUUGUAUGGUCAAAUGACUCUCCGGGAGAAUGUUCCAUUUAUCUAUCGUCUACUGGUGAAGAAAUUACAAGUUGUGCUGAUGUUUCUAUAUCUUCUGCUCAAAACGUCAACAAACAAAAGCGCAAACGAAAUAAUGUGAAAAGGAUCUCUAGCGAAAAUAUUGAGAAACGUGAUUUGUGGGGCGGUUGGUGGAAACGUGACUUGUGGGGUGGUUGGUGGAAACGUUCCUCUGAACCUGAGCUCGAAAAACGUGACUUGUGGGGUGGUUGGUGGAAACGUUCUGCUUCUCCUGAAUCUGAAGUUGAGAAACGCGAUUUGUGGGGCGGUUGGUGGAAACGUGACUUGUGGGGUGGUUGGUGGAAACGUUCCUCUGAACCUGAGAUCGAAAAACGUGACUUGUGGGGUGGUUGGUGGAAACGUUCUGCAUCCCCUGAAUCUGAACCUCUUGAAAAACGUGACUUGUGGGGUGGUUGGUGGAAACGUUCUGCUUCUCCUGAACCUGAACCUCUCGAAAAACGUUCUGCUUCUCCUGAACCUGAACCUCUCGAAAAACGUUCUGCUUCUCCUGAACCUGAACCUCUUGAAAAACGUUCUGCAUCUCCUGAAUCUAUACCUGAACUUAAGAAACGCGACUUGUGGGGUGGUUGGUGGAAGCGUUCUGCUUCUCCUGAAUCUGAAGUUGAGAAACGCGACUUGUGGGGCGGUUGGUGGAAACGUGACUUGUGGGGUGGUUGGUGGAAACGUUCCUCUGAACCUGAGCUCGAAAAACGUGACUUGUGGGGUGGUUGGUGGAAACGUUCUGCUUCUCCUGAAUCUGAAGUUGAGAAACGCGAUUUGUGGGGCGGUUGGUGGAAACGUGACUUGUGGGGUGGUUGGUGGAAACGUUCCUCUGAAUCUGAGCUCGAAAAACGUGACUUGUGGGGUGGUUGGUGGAAACGUUCUGCAUCUCCUGAACCUGAACCUGAAAAACUUGACUAA